AGUAUUCUAAGAAUUCCUUUAUUGAAGGAUAUUUGCCCACGGCCUCCUCUCAUAGUAGUGUUCCCAAGAAUCACUUCCUACAAUUUGUCAGUUUUCUAAGAUUUAUGGAACUUGUCCUCUUAGUCAUUCAGAAAUGUUUUACUGUAUUUGAUUUAUUAUAUCACUUUUGUUGUUGCAGUGAGAUGGAAAAUUUUCGAGGGAUAACGGAAGAGUCAUUUCCAAGCUUCUUAACUAAUUCAUUACUUGAUAAUAGUGGGACUUUAGAAAAUGUCACUCUUUCUUCAAAUCUUGGCCUGCCUGUUGCUGUUUCCACACUUGCUAAAAGUAGAUCCAGCACUGAUAACAGGUAUCCUGAUAUCCAGGCAUCUUACUUAGUAGAAGGGAGGUUUUCAGUUCCACCGGGGUCAUCUCCCAGCAGCCAAAGUGAUGGUGAACCCAGAGAGAGGUUACAGCUUAGCUUCCAGGAUGACGAGAAAAACUGUAUGGAAAGUCAGCAUUUGUCACAUGCUCUCCUAAAACAGCCAGCUUUUCAUGGUCACCCAUCAAGACCAGAAGAGGAACAAGCUAACCCUACACAAUCCUCGCAGGGCCAGUAUCUUUCUGAUAGGACUUCACUGCUGGAACNNNAAACAGACUCAGCUAGUGAUUUUCAUUUACAAUCAUGGAUGAAUAAUAAAGAAGACAAGAUGAUUGGGCUUGAUGCUGGGAAACAUUUUGAAGAUGAGAUUCCAAACAGUGACUUCAGCCUCACGAGCUUAUUAGACAACGAGAGGCCUGUGUCACUUACAAGCUUGGAAGAUUCUUCUGAUGAUGAUGAUAUUGAUGAUGAAAUCUUUUAUGAUGAUCAUUUGGUGGCUUAUUUUGAACAACUGGCAAUGCCAGGAAUGAUAUAUGGAGACCUAGAAGGACAAGGAGCUCCAGAAAAAGAUUUUAAAUUACCCAUAAGUGGUCUUUCUCAGGCAAGUGAAAACAGUAGCUUAAACUGUAAAUUUCGGUCAGAAAAUAACAGUUCUCUGAUUUCCCAUGGCUUACGUUCUUCGGGAAGUUCUGAAACGACUCACAAAGAAUCAGAGGAAGGCCAAGUUGUUUGUCUAGCAGGGACUAGUAAUUCUGUAGAUACUGAAGAUACUAGAAGGCCUAUAGAUGAUGUCUUACCAUUUUCCUCUAGUACUUGGAGAGCUGAGAAAGAAAAGGCAGAUAAUUUGAGGGGUAUUUUUCCAGAUACUGGCAGAGAAAGUGCAGGAAAAGGUGUUCUGGUGAAGACUCUCAGAGCUGCCAAUGGGAAACUUACGCCCAUUGAUUUUCAUGACAUAAAUGCUGAUAAAGGUGGUUUUGAUUUUACUGACCCCAUAAAACAUGGGGAAGCAUCUCCUAAUCCAUUCCAACCUUCAGCAUUCGACUCAGAAGCAGUUUUGUGUGAGAGUAGACGUGUGGACCCUGAGGCUUCUACAGUGUCCAUUCAAAACCACAUGAACGUAGCAUCUUUGAAGCCUGCUUGUGACGAGGAGGUUAACUCUGCUGAUGUUCUUUGGUCACCAACUUGUGAAAGGCGGACAUGUGAACAUCAUGAGUCCAUUGAGAAUGGUGAAGACAAAACAAAUCUCCCAGAGAGUGUGGUCUAUCAAAAUGAAGAGGGCAGAUGGGUCACUGACCUUGCCUAUUACACCUCCUUUAGUAAUGAGCGAGAUUUAAAUAUAUCUGUAAGUGGUGAGAUGAACGAAGACUUCAGAUCUGGUUCUGAAGCAUUUGAUUUGAUUGCACAAGAUGAAGAAGAAUUUAAUAAAGAGCAUCAGUUUAUACAGGAAGAAAACAUAGAUGCUCAGAACACUUCAGCUGCAUUGGGGGACACAUCCUGGGGAGCACCAAUGAAUUAUAAUCUACUGAGGAAAUCUCCUAACACAUCGGAUUUGGGUAAAGACGAGGCCAGUUACUUACGUCUGUCUUUAGGAGAGUUCUUUGCUCAAAGAUCUGAAGCUCUUGGUUGCCUUGGUGGUGGUAAAAAUGUGAAAAGACCUUCAUUUGGUUAUUUUAUUAGAUCACCAGAAAAGAGCACACCUGUUGCUUUAAUAAGAAAAUCAGAUGUAUCAAGAAGUAAUUUGGAAAAAGACAUGAGUCAUCUUAACCAUGUUCUGUUUUCAGGAGAUUUAGCUGAACAAUCCCAGACACAACUAAGUGAAGGAUCAGUAACUCUCCAGCUUGAAGCAGUGGAGAGCACUUCACAAAUGGAUGAAAGUGAAGUGACCUUAACACCUGGUGAAGGCAAAGCAGAAGACAUGUUCUUCACAAGCAGUGAGCCCCAUAGUGAUAAGGAGAAGCUCCCUGACAGUGAUGGUUCUGCCCUGAGAAUAAGCACCAUCGCUGCAGCCAUUGCAGACGCGUCAGUAAGUGCUGACCCUUCCCAGCUGGCUGCCAUGAUCAAGGCACUUUCAAAUAGAACUAGAGACAAGACUCUUCAGGAAGAUGAUAAACCAAAGGACUGUUCCACUGUGUCUCAUUUCUUACCUAGUGAUUUAGAAAAAAGUAAUGGAUCCAAUGCAUUUGAUAUGGAAAAAUACCUUAAAAAAACAGAAGUUGGUAGAUAUGAAGUUGGAUUAGAAAACUUUUCAAGAGCUAGUAUGUCUGACAUUUGGGAUUUAUCUUUGGCAAAAGAACAGACUACUCAAGACCUCCAUACAGUGGACUUAGGUGCUCCUAAUAUAAGUGUAAAGGAACCAAAGCAGAACACAGUAGCUGUUUUUUAUGGUGAAAGAGGAGAGAGUGAGAAACAGGCAUCAUUAAGAAUAAUGGCAUCUUCAGAUUCAGCUGAGAAUGAGAGUGUGGCGGUUGACAGGAAGACGUGCUCCAGCACCCACAGAUCAUCAGAGACUGGCGAGAGCGGAAACGCUCCCUCGGGUUGCCCCCCACCGUCUAGUAGUCGCUCAUCAAUAAAGAGCCCCAGAAUAACAUGCCUUUGGCUAUUAGAAGAGUGUGAAGAAACACCUGAUGGGGGAGAGACUCAGAAGCAGGAAGAGUCUGUCAGUGAGAUGAGCAGCAGUGAGAAGCACGUGACUUUCGAAAACCCUUGCGUAAUUUCACCUAAAGAUGUUGAUUUGAAAAGUACCUCUCUUGAGUAUGGUGAACAUGGUUCAGAGGAUGACCAGGAGAGCUUCAGACCUUCCACCUCACCACUGAGUCAUUCUUCUCCUAGUGAAAUUUCUGGAACAAGUUUAUCAGGGUGUGCUGUAGAGUCCUCUGGUUCAGCAGCUCCUCAGAAGCCUCACUGUGGGAGUGGGUCGUCUCAGGUGGAGAGCUCGUGUGCUGGUGUGAGCAGACUGACGUACAUGUCUGAGCAGGAGAGCACCUAUCCUACCUCAGCCACAGAUGAUGGCCCGGAGGGCUGCAAGAUUGAUACCACCAGUGAAUUGAGCACUACAAUUAUUCAAGCUAGUCCAGCUCCAUCAGAAGAACAAGCCGUGGAAAAGUUGAGAGAAAAAGUUCCAUUUCAGAAUAAAGGCCAGGGGGUAUUAUCAUGUGUCAUCCAGAACAACUCAUAUAUGAAAAAAGCAGUUAAAGCCGCCUCUCUGUGUGGCAAACCUACAGAUGUAAAACCCACCUUUAGAUCCUGUGAAGUUCCUAUCUCCAAAAGUGGAGCUCCAUUGGAAGCCAGCGAGGGGGAUUUGGCCCCACACCCUGGCGACUGGGACCCAGUCAGGCUGGCCCUCCUGAGCAUGUCGGGGCCAAGCUGGCAGGCAGGGUCAGCCCCACAUCUCCCAGUGUCACACCAGGAGUCUAUGGACAAAGACCAAAGGGGAACUUACAAAGAUGUGCCAACUGCCAGCAGUGAGGCCAGUGGCCACGCUUCUCACCCGAUCACCUCUGGGCACCUGUGCCCACCUGCACCCAGCAGCACAGGUCUAGGCUGUGUGGAGGCACAGCCCGUGCCCACCACGAUGCCUGCACCCUUGACCCUACACUCCCUUAGCACAGCCACCUUUGCCCAGCAGUGUGUAGGGGCAGCCCCUUCAGCAGGAAGUGUUGCCUGGCCUCCAUGCCACGUUGGCAGUGGUGUCUGUGCGCUCUCGGGAGGCUACCCUUACCCAGCUGUGCCAGGAGAGCAUGUGCAAAACCCUGUGGUCAUGGGCCCUUGUCUAGGGCCGAGUGUUGGCUCUGGACUGAUGGGGGCCUCUUCCCUCUGCCACCCGCACGCCAGUGCCCUCAGUCAGAGCCUGCUGCAUGCUGUCACAGCUUUCCCGGGACGGCCUCCUGGCGCAGGCAUUGAACUUGCUCCUUGGGAUUCAGGAGUGACAUCAGGAUUUGGGGCGGUGAAAGUGCCCGAGGAGCUGAAGUUCCCCCAUGCCUGCUGUGUGGGCCUCGCUGCACAGACCCACCUCAGUGUGUUCAACCCAACCGACCGCUGGCUCCAGGUCAGCAUCGGGCUUCUGAGUGUCAGCGUCAAUGGUGAGAAGGUGGAUCUUUCAACAUAUCGUUGUUUAGUUUUCAAGAAUAAAGUCAUCGUAAGACCUCAUGCCACAGAAGAGAUAAAAGUACUUUUUAUACCGUCCAAUCCUGGGAUUUUCAGAUGCACAUUCCGUGUUGCUUCUUGGCCGUGCUCCACAGACGCUGAGACAAUAGUGCAGGCGGAAGCGAUGGCCAGCACAGUAAUCUUUAGCGCCAUUGCCGAGAGUCCCAUCAUCGAGAUAGAAACAGAAAAGAAAGAUGUUCUUGAUUUUGGUGACUUGACCUACGGAAGCUGGAAAGCUCUCCCACUAAAACUGAUAAACAGGACACAUGCCUCUGUACCGGUCAGACUGAUCAUUAAUGCGAAUGCUAUAGCCUGGCGCUGUUUCACAUUUUCCAAGGAACCCAUCCAUGCUUCUGUGAAAGCCACUCCUUACACUGAUGUGGGGGCUCAGCUGCCAGGUCCCUCUGUGGUCAGUCACAUGAUGCCUGCCAGUUACAAUGGACAGGAUCCAGAAUUUCUGAUAAUUUGGGUUCUUUUCCAUAGUCCAAAGAAACGAAUCAGUACUUCAGAGAUUCUAGACUCAGCAGAAGAAUUUUUGGCAAAAGUUGAUGUAGAAGUUGACAGUCCGAACCCCACAACCAUCCUUGGAAGUGUUGGUCUCCGAGCACGAGCAGGAAUAGCUAGGAUACAUGCUCCUCGAGACUUACAGACUAUGCAUUUGUUGGCCAGUGUGGCUUCCUCAACAAAACAAAAUUUACCUUUGAAAAAUGCUGGAAAUAUUGAAGUUUAUUUAGAUAUCAAGGUCCCAGAACAAGGAAGUCACUUUUCAGUGGACCCAGAGAAUCUCUUUCUUAAGCCUGGAGAAGAACAUGAAGUUGUAGUUUCAUUUACUCCAACAGAUUUCAAAGCCUGUGAAGAAAGGAGCUUGAAAAUAUUUGUGCAGCCAUUUGGACCUCAGUAUGAAGUUGUGUUAAAAGGUGAAGUAGUUUCUUCAGGAAGUAAGCCUCUGCCACCUGGAUCUUGCUGUUCAGAUAUUCCAUUGAUUUUCUCCAACAAACAGUUUCUGGCUUGGGGCGGUGUUCCUCUUGGUAGAACACAGCUUCAGAAACUAGCUUUGAGAAAUAAUUCUACGUCUACCACCCAACAUCUCCGACUUCUCAUCAGAGGACAAGACCAAGACUGUUUUCAGCUCCAGAACACUUUUGGUUCAGAAGAGCGAUUGAGUAGUAUCUGUGAAAUCAGAAUUCACCCAAAGGAAGACAUCAUCAUAUGUGUGUUGUUUGCACCUACUCGAUUAUCUUGUAUGUUGGCUAAACUGGAAAUCAAACAACUUGGAAACCAGUCACAGCCAGGCAUUAAGUUCACAAUACCUUUGUCUGGAUAUGGAGGAACAAGUAAUCUUAUUUUGGAAGGUGUUAAAAAACUGUCUGACAGUUACAUGGUAACAGUGGAUGAUUUAAUACCUGGCAAAGAAAAUAGAAUUGUUUUUUCUGUCCGCAACACUGGCUCCCGAGCAGCUUUCGUUAAAGCAGUAGUUUUUAAGAAUCCUCAGAAAAAGGUUUUGCUGGAUCCUGAAGUACUGAGGAUUUUCCCUGAUAAAUUUGUACUCAAGGAAAGAACACAAGAAGAUGUUACUUUAAUAUAUAACCCAUCAGACAGAGAGAGCAAUUACAGAGGCACAACACAACUGUCAACUGUGUACUUCUUUGGUGGAGAUGAAAUCUCAAGACAGCAGUAUCGAAGAGCCUUGUCUCAUGAACCAGAAAUUAUAAAACAGAUACUUCCAGAGCAUAGUGUGCUGCAAAACAUUGAUUUUGUUGAAUCAUUUCAAGAUGAGCUACUAGUAACUGAAGUAUAUGAUCUUCCCCAGCGGCCCAAUGAUGUUCAGCUUUUUUAUGGAAACAUGUGUAAAAUUGUUCUUUCAGUAAUUGGAGAAUUCAGAGAUUCCAUUUCUAGUAGAGAAUUUCUCCAGUCUUCUUCCAGAGCUAGUUUGGAUUCUAAAAGUGACUCAGAAACCUCUGGAAAACACAGUGGCAAUGUCUCUUUGGAUGUUUUACCAGUUAGAGGUCCUCAAGGUUCUCAUCCAUCACAAGCUGCUCACCCACCUCAGGAUGCAUCUGCCUCUGAGGAGAUGUGGAUGGUCCAUCCUGAGCACCUGGUCCUGGUAGCCCCUUCUCCUUGUGACAUGGCAAAAACGACAUGUUUCCAGAUUGUAAAUAAUUGUGCCAGGCUGCUGAGAUUCGAGCUGUGCUGGCCAGCACAUUGUCUCACAGUCACACCACAGCAUGGCUUUGUCUCGCCAGAGAGUAAACUACAAAUUCUUGUGAGUCCUAACAACUCCUUAUCCACAAAACAGUCGAUGUUCCCAUGGAGUGGGCUGAUAUAUGUACACUGUGACAAUGGACAGAAGAAAAUUGUGAAAGUUCAAAUUCGAGAAGAUAUGACUCAAGAAGAACUUUUAACUCGUUUGGCCUCUAAACCUUUCGGAAUUCUUCCCCCAGUAUCUGAGCCUUCAGUUAGUCUUUUGGUAAAACCAAUGACAAAACCACCUUCCACGAAAGUUGAAAUAAGAAACAAGACUAUUACUUUUCCUAUGACAGAACCUGGUAAAACUUCAGUCUGCUGGCCAGCCUGCCGCCCUCCACCGUGGCACCCUGCACACCUACCACUCUGGUGCCAGGAACCCACUACCAUCAGCACCAUGCCCUACCCAUAUCCAGCACUGACCCCGGAGCAGAAGAAGGAGCUGUGUGACAUCCCUCACUGCAUCAUGGCUCUGGGCAAGGGCAUCCUGGCAGCAGAUAAGUCUACCGGGUGUAUUGCCAAGUGGCUGCAGUCCAUCAGCACUGAGAACACAGGAGAAUCAGCACUUGUACCACCAGCUGCUCCUGAUCACCCACCGUGUGAAUCCCUGCAUCUGGGGUGCAUCCUCUUCCAUGAGACGCUCUACCAGAAUGCAGAUGAUGGGCGUCCCUUCCCUCAAGUUAUCAAAUCCAGAGGUGGAGUUGUGGGCAUCAAUGUAGACAAGGGUGAAGUGCCCCUGGCAGGAACAAAGACCCUUGCCAUCAUGGAAAAUGCCAAUGUUCUGGCCCAUUAUGCCAGCGUCUGCCAGCAGAAUGGCACUGUGGCCAUUGUGGAGCCUGAGAUCCUCCCUGAUGGGGACCAUGACUUGAAGCGUUGUCAGUAUGCAACUGAGAAGAUUUCCAUCACGUUUUUGCCCAGGGAUAGAGGGGAUUAUGCCCAAUUUUGGGAUGUUGAAUGUCACCCUCUUAAAGAGCCUCACAUAAAACACACAUUGAGAUUUCAACUGUCUGGACAAAGUGCCAAAGCAGAAAAUGAGGGUGAAAACGUGUGCAUUUCCAGAGAUUCUCUCAUUAAAGUAGAUAAUUUAGUUAAGCCCCGAAGACAAGCUGUGUCAGAGGCUUCUGCUUUUCUACCUGUGCAGCUCCCCGCAGCCGUGCGUGGAGUCUACGCCCCGGAGGACUUGUACAGGUUCCUGCCCACCGCGGUGGGGGAGGCGCGGACGCUCAAGGUCAACCUGCGCAAUAACUCCUUCGUCACACGCAAGCUGAAGUUUUUAAGUCCCAGAGAGCCGUUCUAUGUCAGACAUUCCAAGUACUCCUUGAGAGCCCAGCACUACAUCAACAUGCCGGUGCAGUUCAGACCCACAGCAGCAGGCAAGUUCGAAGCUUUGCUUGUCAUUCAAACAGACGAAGGCAAGAGUGUUGGUAUUCGACUAAUUGGUGAAGCUAUUGGAAAAAAUUAAGUAGAAUAUAUUUUGCAUAAAGCAAAUGACACGUGUUAUAUUUUGAUAACUUCAUUUUUCUACACUGCAAUUAUGCUUUUUGUAUAUAUUUUUUAUGAUAAAUUGGACAUGUAUAAACUAUAGGUUUUUUGUUUUUAGAAGCUAAUACUGCAGACUUGAUUAAUACAUCAUGUAUCUAGCCUACAGUAUUGUACUCAGUUUUUACAGGAGAGAAGAGAAUUCUAUUUUUACAUUGAUUAUGAUGUUCUAAAUAAAUAUG
Molecule: messenger RNA, 8466 nt
Organism: Otolemur garnettii (small-eared galago)
Lineage: Eukaryota; Metazoa; Chordata; Mammalia; Primates; Galagidae
Gene: CEP192
Product: centrosomal protein 192
Exons: 44
Coding region: 105-8207 (2700 amino acids)
Biological process (GO): centrosome-templated microtubule nucleation; glycolytic process; centriole replication
Cellular component (GO): cytoplasm; centriole; pericentriolar material
Molecular function (GO): fructose-bisphosphate aldolase activity; protein kinase binding
Source: RefSeq, a predicted model, not a curated record